This is a messenger RNA of Bactrocera tryoni, 1455 nucleotides long. RefSeq names its product protein ALP1-like. NCBI's taxonomy places the organism in Eukaryota, Metazoa, Arthropoda, Insecta, Diptera, Tephritidae. The record is from RefSeq and is a predicted model, not a curated record. Bases 1 to 1455 code for a protein of 484 amino acids. The transcript has 4 exons.
AUGGGGAUAGCACCCUUCAAAAUACUUACAGGUCUGAAUAUGCGCACUUCAGAUAGUCCGGAAUUACUAACUAUGUUAGACGAAGUAGAGGUUGAAGAGUUAAAUACGCAACGCGAAUUAGUGAGACAGGAGGCAAAAGAAAACAUAAAGUUUGGGGUUGGUCUGAGAUUGAGGCCGAAAUAUCUCGGACCAUACAAAAUAGUCGCACAAUUACCACACGGAAGAUACAAAGUAGGAAAAGUAGGAGUCCAUGAAGGACCUAAUAAGACUGCUGUAACGUGUAAGGGUUGUAUUGAUGUCGAUUGUGGUGAUGUCGAGUUGCUUGGGACUAUGUGCAGAAAUUCAAAUAAUGAAGUCGUUAAGGAAAUAUUCACCAUCCUUGCUAGUUUAGCUGCUGAAUCAAGUUCGUCAUCGGAGGAUUCAGAACAAGAGCAGAUAGAGCAGCCAAAAUGCUCUAAUUUUGUGGACACUAUAGAUAAUUUUGGAGAUGAGGAUUUCAAAUCACACUUUCGUUUGAGCCGCACCACUUUAGAUUACUUAAUAGGAAGAUAUGAAGAAAGUGAACAAAACCGUUUUGCUACGAAGUCCGGAAAAGCCAAAAUUCCUGCUAAAACAAUGAUGUACAUGUAUGUAUGGUACUUAAGUAAUACAAUUACCUACAGACAACUAGCCGUAUUGUUUGGUGUAACGAAGUCAACAGCAUGGGCGAUUGUUCGUCGGGUUGUCGCGUGGGUUAUCUCAAUAGGACAUGAGUUUGUUAAGUGGCCAACUGGAGAUGCGUUGGAAGAAACAACUCGCAAGUUUUUACAAAGGAAACAAAUACCAGGUGUUAUUGGUGCUAUUAAUUGUACCCACAUAACAAUUAAUGCACAAAUAAAAGACAAACAUAUAUAUUUUGAUCGUAAACGUAAUUAUAGUGUUGUUGUGCAGGCCAUUGUCGAUGCUGAUAAAAAAUUUAUUGAUAUUUUUUGUGGUGAACCCGGAUCAUAUCAUGACUCUAGAGUCCUAAAAAGGUCAGCUUUCUAUAGAAAAGCGAAAAAUAAUAUGGAAAGUUUAUUUCCAAAUUCUACUUUUAUUCUCGGGGACUCGGCAUACCCUUGCAGAAAUUACCUCAUACCGGUGUUUAAAGAUUAUGGUUCGUUAACGCCUAAUCAAAUCAGCUUUAACAAAACAAAUUCUAGUUCUAUAGUUGUUGAAAAUGCAUUUGGAGCACUGAAAGGACGUUUCCGAAGGUUUCUUAAAUUUACGGAGCACAGAAAUUUAUGUGCAAUUUCGAAUUUAGUUGCAAGUGCAUGCAUUAUGCACAAUAUAUGUAUUAUUACAAACGACGAUACAAUUAUUGACCCUCAAAUUGAAAGUGCCGACCCGGAGCCAGAACCUGCUAAUGAGCUGGCGAGAGAAGCAAGUGGAGAUCGUCGGAAUCAGUUACUUACAGUGUUAACACGAAGAAAUUAA